This is a messenger RNA of Didymodactylos carnosus, 1629 nucleotides long. The record is from the annotation of a GenBank genome assembly. NCBI's taxonomy places the organism in Eukaryota, Metazoa, Rotifera, Eurotatoria, Philodinida, Philodinidae.
AUGGAUUGUACAUGUUACGAUAAUUCUGAAUUACGUUGUAGCACAUCAAAAUCAUUAUCAAAUGGUUUAUUAGUUGUAAAAAAUUUGAUGGGAAAAAAUUUUAAAACACUAGACUUUAAAUUUGAUUCAACAAAAUUUGAUUUAACAGCCGAUUAUUUUUCAUCAUUGACAACUUUAAUCGAUGAUAGUCAUACAUCUCACAUAAGUAUUACAUUUCGUUAUCAUAAUUUUGAACUAUUUCAUUCUCAUACUGCAGCAUUUCGUUCAUUAUUUGAUAAUAUAAAAUAUCAAAAUCGUAUUCGUACACGUUUAACAAUUGAAUUACAUGCACUCAAAGCUAAAUCAAUUUUAUUUGAUUCAAAUUCAUUUGAUGAAUUACAUGUUGAUGAAUUAUCAAUUUAUGCCGAUAGUUUAUCAUCACCAUUUGAAAUGAUAUUUAAUCAAACAAAUAUUACACAUUUAAAUAUUGAAGGUGCCAUUGUUCAACAUGAUCCUGAAUUGAUAAAAACAUUUACGGGUAAAAUAAAAGCAUUUAAAAUAACGCGUAUGAUUGAUACUGUAAAUAGUGAUGAAUUUCCACCAUUUCCUGUUGAAUCAUAUGUUAUUGAAGCACAUAAAUUACGAAAAUUAGAAGCAUUAACAUUUGAAAAUUAUACACAGUUAAAUGGUAUUAAUAUCAUUCAACCAGAUGUUUCUAUUACACCACAAUUAUUAACAGGUCUAGAAAAAUUAACAAAAUUAAAUGCAAUGUCAUUUGAUGCGGAACGAAUUGCCGAUGGUGCAUUAAAACAUGUUAAACAGAUUAAAACAUUAGCAUUUGGACCCUAUUUAAAAAUGAUUGAUGGUGAAAGUUUACAAUCUUUAAAAUUAUUACAACAAUUAGAUGUUAGAUAUGUUCAAUUUCCAACAUUACAAGGUAAUUCAAGUUGUCUAUUGGCUGAUUAUAUUAAUAAACGUCGUAUGCUAGGUUUAACCGUCUAUUUACCACAAGAAAAUCCGGACUGUGAUUGUAUUUUAAUAUUUUUAAAUAAUAUGAUUGAUGAUGGUUCACAAUUAAAACAAUGUUUUGAAACUACAAAUGAUCGAUGUUUAUUUUCUAGUUGUCCAUUUAUUGCUGACUAUUUUCAACGUCAACAGCAAGAACCAGAACAACAACAACCCAUACCCACAAAACCAGAUACAAAAAAAAUAAAUGAGCCGUAUGAUGAAGAUACAGAUACAUAUCUAUCGUCCAUUGAUAAUACACCGUUUGUUGUUGACUUAGAUGUACCACCACUAUUGAAUGAUACAUAUUUUGAAGAACAUAUUACAACUACAACUACUGAAUUAACAACCACAACGCUCAAAACUAACUCUUUCGUUAUAAUUAAUGACGAUAAAAAUGAGAAAAUACAGAUAACUACAUCUAAUCCUAACGAUUUUGACUUUCCAGUGUAUUUUACAACAUCAGUUGAACGUCGUUUAGAACCAAAACAUCAACGUUAUACAUUAGUAAUUAGUUGGAUACCAUUUGCUAUAAUUGCUGCAUGCCUAUUUUUAUUACUUAUUGUUUCCAUGAUUGGUUAUGUUAUCUAUUAUAAACAUAGAACAGCAUCAUUUAAACUCGUGCCAACAACACCGAUUAUUUGA